Messenger RNA from Drosophila elegans, 674 nucleotides. RefSeq lists its product as uncharacterized. The transcript has 4 exons. Bases 1 to 651 code for a protein of 216 amino acids. The record is from RefSeq and is a predicted model, not a curated record. Lineage: Eukaryota; Metazoa; Arthropoda; Insecta; Diptera; Drosophilidae.
AUGCUCUCCAGCGGCAAACAGUUGCACCUGAAUCCUUGCGCAGUCCUGCUCCUAUUCGUCCUUGUUGGGAGUGUUGCUGGAGAUGGAAAUGAUACCUCCGGCUUGAGCCUGAGUCGUUCGAAGCGUUUUGCCAUUUUCAACGGUCAGGGCACAAACAAGAUUGUCAUCGGGUUAGCGUUUCCCGUCAAACAGGAGGAUACUGUGAGGUCGGUUGUGGGAUUUAUCAACUACCAAGCGCAAUACGUGCCAUCGCCUAUCCCAAUUUACUGGUGGAGUUUCUGGAACACCUCGACAUUUGUGACCACGGCCAGGGAAUGGAGGCAAAACAUUCAGAGCAGGGUUUUCCAGGACAAGACACGAAUUUGGUUGUAUGAUGUCGUGGAAACGGGCUUGGAGCGGCUAGGAGAUCGGAAUGCCGGUGCCUGUCUGCUCAGAAGUAUCUGUGAGAUAUCCCAACGCCCCUUAAUGCACAGCAACAUUUUCAGUGAGCUACUCAAUGCGGUACUGGUUCCAUCAUUAGACAACGUGCCUGAGAAGUAUUUACAUGCCAGGGAUGCGGGAAAAGCCGGUGCCAAUUGUUGGAAAACCUACAGUGACUGCAGCAAGAAGUUUUGGAAGCGACUUAUUCAAAUGGCAAAGAUAUCUAUCUAAAUAAAUAAAAAAAAUUACCCACA